Molecule: messenger RNA, 1245 nt
Organism: Rhizoctonia solani
Lineage: Eukaryota; Fungi; Basidiomycota; Agaricomycetes; Cantharellales; Ceratobasidiaceae
Product: Retrotransposon-derived protein PEG10
Exons: 2
Coding region: 1-1245 (414 amino acids)
Molecular function (GO): nucleic acid binding; zinc ion binding
Source: RefSeq, a predicted model, not a curated record
AUGGAACCAGAGCCAUCCCUUACCACUCUCCUUGAGGCUAUCACAGCCCUCACUGCCACCAUUGGGUCCUUGCAGGACCAAAUCAAAUCACAAGGCCAAGAACUCAUCCAACUCAAGGCCAUAUGCAAGGAAACCGCUGACCUCCUUGGCAACAAGGAUCAAGGAGGACAAGCCCAGCCUGGCCCAUCAACUGGGCCUGUCACCCCUCCUACUCACACAGGAGGGGAAACCCACACUCCAGGCAUGGUUAGGCCUGGACUCAAAGCCCCCUUCCACCCCUCUAGAGGAACAGGCUUUGACUCUGAGGAGGAAGAAGAGCCAAGGAGGGCCAAGAAGGGGCCUCAAGGAACGCCUCAGCAAUGUCAGAGCCAACAACUACCACAGGUGGAUUUUAAGGUGGUCACGCCUCUAGGGCAUGACAAGCAACACCUUGGGUCCCUCACCCCCUUUGACACAGGGUCCAGCAUAAAGCAGCCCAAGUUGGACCUCCCCAAUCCCUACAAGGGCAACACCAGAGGGCGCAAGGCCACCCAAUGGCUGGACUGGAUGCUACUAUGGGUAGCCCUCCAUUGGGACCAAUUUGACAAGGAGGAACAGAUGGUUGUGUGGAUUCUCUACCACAUGACUGACAAGGCUGCCAAUUGGGCACUCCCCAUUAUGGGGACAAUUAUCAAGGGUGAAGGGAACCCACCAACCACCAUCCUGGCCUUAAUGGCCAAAUUCAGGGAAGCAUUUGCAGACCCCAAUGCCAAAAGGGCAGCCGCCAGGAAGAUAGCCGUGCUAACUCAGACAACCACUACAUCUGAGUAUGUCACCAAAUUCCGCAACCUCAUGGCAGAACUUGACUGGAACAAGGAGGCGUACAUUGCCCAGUUCAUGCGCGGCCUUCACUGGAAGGUAAAAGAACUCCUGUCCACAAAGGACAAUAUUCCCAACAACCUAGAGGCUAUCUUUGCCGCCUCUAUCAAAAUAGACAACACUUGUUGCAAAAAUGAGGAGAACCACCCUAAGAAGGCAGUUGCCAAACCCCUGGCCACCGUGGCCACUUCCACCACCACAACCAGGGUCCGCCUAUCAGAGGACCCCAACUACGUCACGCCAGAAGAAAGGGAUUGUUGCUGCGCUUCUGGACUAUGCAUCAAAUGUGGUCAGAAGGGCCAUGGGAUCAAGCAAUGCCCCAACAGCUGGAAGGCAUCCAUCAAAGAGGUAGCCAAAAUUGCAGAGGUGGAGUUGGGAAAAGAAUAG